Molecule: messenger RNA, 949 nt
Organism: Zingiber officinale
Lineage: Eukaryota; Viridiplantae; Streptophyta; Magnoliopsida; Zingiberales; Zingiberaceae
Product: UPF0496 protein 1-like
Exons: 2
Coding region: 103-873 (256 amino acids)
Source: RefSeq, a predicted model, not a curated record
AAUCUCUUCACGUUAUCCUGUCGACAGCACAACAGUAAGGGGUGCCGCCUCUGCUGGAUCUUCCUCCACGACGGUGUGCUCUCCUCUUGUCAAGAUCCUUAGAUGGGAGCUCAACACAGCGCGAGGCCGCACAGCCUAGCUGUUGCAGAUGCCGGCGCCGGCAGAGGAGAUGGCCACACACACCUCCCGUGUUUGGCGGAGCUGAUGUCUUACGAGGAGGCCUGCCGCCUCGAUCCCGAGCUCGAGACCUUCGAAUCCAUGCUCCAGCAGCGCACCGAUCGCACCAUCUCCACCCUCACCGACGAUGUCCAGGUCCAUUCCCUCUCCCUCAAUUCCCUCAGGGAGAUCACCGGCUACCUCCUCGAGAUGAACCAGGAGGUGGUCAAGGUCAUCCUCGACUGCAAAAGUGCGAUGUGUGGAAGAACACCGAGCUCUUCGACCUCGUCGAGGAUUACUUCCAGAACAGCCUCCAAACUCUCGACUUCUGCACUACCUUUGAAAAGUGCCUCACUAAAGCUCGUAACAACUAGUUCAUCCUCCAAGUCGCACUGCAGUGCUUCGUCGAGGAGGAGGAGGACCACAAAGGUGACAAUACGAGGUACUCUUACAGAGCUAAGGCGCUUCAAGGCGGGCGGCGAUCCCUUCACGGAAGAGUUCUUCAAGGCUUUUCGGUCCAUCCACCACCACCAGCUCCAGAUGCUCGACAAAAUGAAGAUGAGAAAGAACAAGCUACACAAGAAGCUCAAAUCCAUCAAGGCCCUGGAGGAAAGUCUCGAGCAUCAUCUUUGCGGCCACAUUGACCACCUUCUUAAUUUGCUCGAUAGUUGCCGCUACCAUAGCUACCCCACCUAUUGCUACAUAUUUCAAACUUAAGUUUCCAUGUUUGAUUUUACUUUUUUGGAUACCAUAUCCAUCUUUCCUAGGAUUAGAGGUUUUGAUGGUUGUUUUA